This is a messenger RNA of Lotus japonicus, 2554 nucleotides long. RefSeq names its product xyloglucan galactosyltransferase MUR3-like. The record is from RefSeq and is a predicted model, not a curated record. Lineage: Eukaryota; Viridiplantae; Streptophyta; Magnoliopsida; Fabales; Fabaceae. Gene Ontology annotation, molecular function: glycosyltransferase activity. The transcript has a single exon. The coding region runs from base 392 to 2173 and encodes 593 amino acids.
GGCAAGUCAUACCAGGUGUCAAAAUAUAAUACGCCACCGACAGACGACAGUUGCCUCCGCCACGUUGCUAACGUGCGCACCCUUCCUCACCGAUCAAAUCUCAAUCCCCAUACUCGUUUUCUCCUUCGUCUUCCUCUGCAAAUCCUGCAUUGAAUCUCUCUCUUUCUCUCGCUCUCACCUGAUCCAACUUCGAUUCCCUCAAACCCUCGAUUCCUUCACCUCCUCGCAAUCUUCUUCACCUUUCCCCACCCUAUAUCCAUUCCUCUUCCACAUUCUCAUUCCACCGUAAUCGGAAUCGGAAUCGGAAUCGGAAUCGGAACCCUCGCAUUAGGGUUUUUCCUCGAUCCAUGAACUCCGAUUGCUCCACCACCGGAAUCGGAAUCGGAAUGAUAUGAGGCGGCGCCCUGUGGCGGGCCUUCUCCCCGACCAGAUGGAGAAAUCAACGGCCAAGUACCACAACUCCCGAAUCUGCUUCCUCGCUUCACUCUCCGCUUUCUUCUGGUUCUUGCUCCUCUACUUCCACUUCGUCGUCCUCGCCACCGAUCACCAAUCCACCACCCUCAACCAAAACCCCACCGUCAAUUUCCAAUCCCAAUCCCAAUCCCAAAAUCAACAACAAAUCGAACAACCCCAACAAGAAAUCGAACAACCCCAACAACAAAAAAAGCAAGAACAAACCAGAAAGAGCAUUGGGUUUCCUGAUUUGAAGGAAGAACAAGAAUCCCCUGAGGAGAAAAUUUUCCCGUUUACGAGGGCGUUAAGAACUGCUGAAAACAAGAGUGAUCCAUGUGGUGGGAGGUAUAUUUAUGUACAUGAUCUUCCUUCCAGGUUCAAUGAGGACAUGUUGAAGGAAUGCAAGAGCUUGAGCAAGUGGACCAACAUGUGCAAGUUCACAACCAAUGCUGGUCUCGGUCCACCUCUUGAGAAUAUUGAUGGGGUUUUCUCUGAUACAGGGUGGUAUGCUACUAACCAGUUUGCUGUUGAUGUGAUUUUCAGUAAUAGGAUGAAGCAGUAUGAGUGUUUGACGCGUGAUUCGUCGAUUGCUGCUGCGAUUUUCGUGCCUUUCUAUGCUGGGUUUGAUAUUGCAAGGUAUCUGUGGGGUUCGAAUAUAACGAUGAGGGAUUCGGCUUCGCUUGCUCUGGUUGAUUGGCUCAUGAAGAAGCCUGAGUGGGGGAUCAUGAAUGGGAGGGACCAUUUUCUUGUUGCUGGGAGGAUUACUUGGGAUUUCAGGAGGUUGAGUGAGGAGGAAUCGGAUUGGGGGAACAAGCUUCUGUUCUUGCCUGCUGCUAAGAAUAUGUCAAUGCUUGUGGUGGAGUCAAGUCCUUGGAAUGCAAAUGAUUUUGGGAUUCCUUAUCCUACCUACUUCCACCCUGCAAAAGAUGAGGAUGUGUUCAAUUGGCAGGAUAGGAUGAGGGGGUUGGAGAGGAAGUGGCUAUUCUCAUUUGCGGGGGCGCCGCGUCCUGAUAACCCCAAAUCAAUAAGGGGUCAGAUAAUUGAGCAGUGCAGGAGUUCCAAGGUGGGGAAGCUGCUGGAGUGUGAUUUUGGGGAAAGCAAGUGUCAUUCCCCCAGCAGCAUAAUGCAGAUGUUUCAGGGCUCGCUUUUCUGCCUUCAACCGCAGGGCGAUUCCUACACACGAAGAUCUGCUUUUGAUUCCAUGCUGGCUGGUUGUAUACCUGUUUUCUUCCAUCCGGGUUCAGCGUAUACACAAUACACUUGGCAUCUUCCUAAGAAUUACACCAAGUAUUCGGUCUUUAUUCCCGAGGAUGAUCUUCGGAAGAGAAAGAUCAGCAUAGAGGAGAGGCUUAGCCAGAUACCUCAAGAACAAGUGAGGAUGAUGAGAGAGGAGGUCAUUAGCCUCAUUCCUAGACUUGUGUAUGCCGAUCCUCGCUCUAAGCUAGAGACUUUAAAAGAUGCAUUUGAUGUUUCUGUACAAGCAGUGAUUGACAAGGUGACCAAUUUGAGGAAGGAUGUGAUUGAAGGUCGUGUAGAUGAAAACUUUAUUGAGGAGAACAGUUGGAAAUAUGAAUUGCUGGAUGAGGGACAGCGUGAGGUUGGACCUCAUGAAUGGGACCCUUUCUUCUCCAAACCGAAGGAUGGCGGUGGGGAUUCCAGUGAUUCCUCUGCUGAAGCUGCCAAAAAUUCUUGGAAGAAUGAGCAAAGAAGUCAACACUGAUUUAUGAAUUGGAGUAAAAAUUGCAUCAUCAGAGAUGCAGGUUUCUGGAAUUUGAUUCAUUCAAGACUCAAAUGACUUCCCUGAAUCAAGGAAGAAGUAUCACAGACGGGUAGAAUAAUUGCAGGGGUCUUUCUAUGAACCGGCAGCAGAACUUGUAUUCAAUUUUAUCAAAGCAGGAUUCCUCAUUGAAAGCCUCCACCAUGGAGAGAGAUAUUCCAAGCUUUCUACAGUUUUGUUAUAUAGAUAUUUUUUUAAGAUUUCUGGAUUAUGUAUUCUCAUUAGUGGUUCAUAGAUGUAUUUUCCAAGGUUUAAUGAUUAUUUGAUACAGUAUAUUUGUCCACUUGAUUCAUAUAGAAAAUAUAAACAAGUUUAUUUGGUUAA